CGAGGAAGAUUGUAUGCAUAAUAUGUAUGUAUUUCUUAAUACGUUUAACAUCUGCACUGCAGACAUCUGCUACAGUCCUUACCUUUAUUAUCAUAGAUAAGAUAGCAGGUAGAACCAACAUGGCUGCACAAGUAAGUUUGGCGAUAAUAAUCGUUCUCAUGAAUUUGGAAUACACGACAGGAGGAAAUCUAUGGUGUUACCAAUGCAAUACCGAUUUGACAAACGGACAUACAAGAGAGUGCAACGAUCCUUACGUCCCGACGCCUUAUUUCGACUUAGUUCUCUGUCCCCAAAACGAGUCGCAGAAUUGUCUUAAAAGUGUCAUCGAUUAUGGGCACAUAUUGGUAACGGUGCGAGGUUGCGUCCCGUCACGAGAAAUCGAUGGAUACUGCCAAUUAGAGGAAUAUUUUCAGGGAUCCAGCAUUGCGUGUUCUUUCUGCGAAGGCUACGCUUGUAACAAUCAAAGUUCUAUUCGUGUAUUCCUGCUACACAAUUUAGCAUUUCUUUUAGCUUCCAUCGCUAUAAUAUUGUAUUUAUAAUAAUAUUUACUUUGCGUCUUAUUUAAUUCGUAAUUAUUCCAUUCCAGAAUUAUUCGAUUCCACAAACACGAAAAAUGUUUCAAAUUCUAGCGUAGUUAAAUGUGUAGUUAAAUACGUUAGUAGUCUGUAAUCAAUGUUAAUAUUUUUAUGAUUAAUAUUUUAAAAUAAAUGUAAAUAAUAAUUC
Messenger RNA from Bombus impatiens (common eastern bumble bee), 723 nucleotides. RefSeq lists its product as uncharacterized. The record is from RefSeq and is a predicted model, not a curated record. The transcript has 3 exons. Gene Ontology annotation, biological process: regulation of synaptic transmission, cholinergic; positive regulation of voltage-gated potassium channel activity; sleep. The coding region runs from base 27 to 539 and encodes 170 amino acids. Lineage: Eukaryota; Metazoa; Arthropoda; Insecta; Hymenoptera; Apidae.